This is a messenger RNA of Fonsecaea nubica, 990 nucleotides long. RefSeq lists its product as hypothetical. The record is from RefSeq and is a predicted model, not a curated record. Bases 1 to 990 code for a protein of 329 amino acids. The transcript has a single exon. Lineage: Eukaryota; Fungi; Ascomycota; Eurotiomycetes; Chaetothyriales; Herpotrichiellaceae.
AUGUCGCCGUCUCGUCUCGAAGAACCACUCCCCAACGCGCCGGCGGGAGGCUUUCCCAAGCACCUGGCCGAGGACUCGAGGGCGGCCAAGGUCGACGCAUUUGACGCGAGCAGUGCCACCGUUGACGACGUCGUCGAGUCGCUCAUCCGCACCGGAGGCUGUAUCGUGCGCAACCUCGUCAGCCGGGACGACAUCAAGAACAUCGAUGCCGACGUGCGUCCGUACAUCCUCAAAGAUCAACCGUGGCAAGGCGACUUCUUCCCGCCCGAGACGCGCCGGGUGACGGGCCUGGUGGAAAAGUCGCCCACGUUCACGCGCAAGGUACUCGGCAAUGAGCUGUACCAAGAGGUCUGCAAUCGACUCAUCUCCUCGACACACGAUGCCUGGCUGGGUCAAAAACUUGAGCGGUCGGUCGCGCCACCACAGGUCAACAACACCAUCGUCUUCUCCAUCGCACCAGGUGCCAAGCGCCAGGAGCUACACCGCGAUGACAUGAACUACCACAACGAGCUACCGGCGCUCGCCUCGCAUACCGACUACACGAUCGGCCGCGAUUGUGCCGUGGGACUGUUUGUCGCCGGUAAGAAGACGACCAGGGCCAAUGGCGCUACACGCUUCAUCCCGCGCAGUCACCUCUGGGCUAAGACGCAGCCGCCUAAUGAGGACCUCUGUUACUAUGCCGAGCUAGAGCCCGGUGAUGCCUUCAUAAUGCUGGCGUCCGCCUAUCACGGAGGGAGCGCCAACACCACCACCGACGAAGAACGGCUUGUGUUCAGUUGUUUCAUGAUCAAGGGCACCUUGCGGCAGGAGGAGAACCAGUUCCUGGCAAACUCGCUCGACAGCGUCAGGCAGUACGACGCCCGGCUGCAGAAGAUCAUUGGCUAUUCCGUGUCGAUGCCCUGGCUUGGAUGGGUUGACUUUGACGACCCGCGAAACUUGUUGUUGAACGGCGGUCAGGCCAAGGAGAAGAUUGACCAUUAUGGAAGUUGA